AUGACUAUUUGUCUGAGUACAGCAUUUCUAUCGCUCUCAACGUUGACUUGGGGGUUACAACUGCUUCCCCCUCCGCUGUCGACCUCCAGUUCACCCGCUGAAGCUGUAUGGGAUGUUGUAUCCAGCCCUAACAUCUACAUUGAUAAAAGCUUCGCCGACCUCGCCGACACGGACGGUCUGACUCUGAUUCCACCCAGUGGCUAUGAUUUUGCCACUCUCUUUCAGAGAGACAUCAGCCAGCUCACAGGCGUUAACUGGACUCUACAGCACAUUGAGAACUGCUCAUUUGAUGCCAACCGUGGCGGUAUCUUACUCGGUGCAUAUAACGGCAAUGCGUCUUCCAUUACAUAUGAGAACGGUAAUCCCACAUCCGAAGGCUAUGAGCUCGUAAUCUCGCCUUCCGGGGCGUUCAUUGGCGGCACUGGCGCCCGUGGUAUGUGGUGGGGAACAAGGUCACUUCUCCAGCUUCUACUUUCGCAGAACGGUAGUCUGUCGGUGGGACGAUAUGUCGACACGCCUGCAUAUGGAUCGCGAGGCUUUAUGCUUGACGCUGGACGUAAAUGGUAUGCGCCAUCGUUUUUGAAGGAGCUAUGCAGCUAUGCAUCUUUCUUUAAAAUGAACGAGUUUCACUACCACCUCAGCGACAACUACCCGCUCAAUCGUGGACAGAACGAGUCCUGGCAGGAUGUUUAUUCACACUUUUCUCUGCGGCCCGAGGAUGAAUCACUACUGCCCAUUCUUCAUGGCCGUGAGAAUGAAACACUAACCCGGGAAGACUUUGCUGAUCUUCAAAGUCAUUGCGCAGCAAGAGGUGUGACAGUGAUUCCAGAAAUCGAAGCCCCCGGUCACUGCUUGUAUUUGACCAAGUGGAAGCCAGAGCUUUCUCUCCCCAAACGUGAUUUGCUUAACCUCUCACACCCGGAGACAAUCCCAACGGUUAAACGCAUUUGGGCAGAGUUUCUGCCAUGGUUUGAAACCAAAGAAGUGCACGUUGGUGCCGACGAAUACGACUCAACGUUAGCGGAUGUGUAUAUCGGAUUUGUGAACGAGAUGUCGGCCUUUAUCAACUCAACUACCGGCAAGCGAACUCGCAUCUGGGGCACCUAUGAGCCUUCGGAAAAUGCCACAAUUUCAAAAAAUGUUGUUAUCCAGCAUUGGCAAUACGGCCAGUCGGACCCGAUCCUACUUGCUGACACAGGUUACGACAUCAUUAAUUCGGAAGAUUGGUGGGCGUACAUGUCCCUCAAGAACGACCACAUGCCCAUUCUACCGGCCAGGUAUCCGCAAUUCUUUAACGAGAGUCGAGUGCUCAACUUCGCCGACGUAACAGGGUGGCAGUGGACGCCCGCGGAUUUUAACCCGUUCAACAAGAGCAUGCAACUGCCGAAAGAGUCGCCCUCCAACAAAGGUGCCAUAAUUGCGGCGUGGAACGAUAACGGCCCUGAUGCCUCUACCCAGCUGGAAGCCUAUUACGCAAUGCGACGGGGUAUAGCCCUCGUCGGAGCUCGCGCAUGGAGCGGCAGCCGUGGUCCUCAAUUAGAGGAAGACAGCGUCUCAUCUAGCAUAGAUUUCUUUUCGCCACUAGCGCCAGGCCAAAACUUGGAUCGGGUAUUACCAAAAGCCGAUGCUUCAGGACCACUGUUCUCAUGGACUCGUUCUUCAAAAGACCCCGAAACUGUGCAUUUCGAUCGGGGUAGUAAAGGCAUGAAUUACACUCUGGUACUGUCCGCUGCUGGACCUUUUACUCUCUCAGGUCCGGACAACACACUCUCGCUCGACAGUAAUGGCAGCUUAGUCUUCAACGCUGACGGUUAUGUGUAUCCCCUACGCAAUGUAAGCGAGAACGACGCACAGCAACUUGAUCUAGGACAUCCAGGACGAAUUUGGGUCAAUGUAUCCACCUCUACGCACGAACCAGUGAGAGUAACAACGCUACCGGCCAACAUUACUAUUAAGACAGAUGUGCUACAUGGUAGUAUUGUCUGGGUUAAUGAGCAAUUUGCAGGGCGAUUUGAAGUGUUUGUGUACGGGGGCCGUAACACUCAGUUCAGCUGGAGCCAAAUGGCCUUUGUUGCACCUCUUGAGGAAGUUACAGGGUCGGGGCUACAGAGUUUGGUUGUUGAGAACUUAUAG
Molecule: messenger RNA, 2133 nt
Organism: Colletotrichum truncatum
Lineage: Eukaryota; Fungi; Ascomycota; Sordariomycetes; Glomerellales; Glomerellaceae
Product: glycosyl hydrolase family 20
Biological process (GO): carbohydrate metabolic process
Molecular function (GO): beta-N-acetylhexosaminidase activity
Source: RefSeq, a predicted model, not a curated record